CUCACCCAUACACUUCUCCUUGUCUUUUUUAACGGAGCGAUCAAAAGAAGCAAGCGCCGACUGAGACGGUGACAGGAGUCUGUUUUCAUGUUCGGGAUUCAAGACAGCAUUCAAAGGAGCGGGAGUAGUAUGAAAGAGGAGCCCAUCGGUGCCGGGAUGAACGCUGUCCGGACAUGGAUGCAGGGUGCCGGAGUGUUGGAUGCGAACACAGCCGCUCAGAGUGGAGUGGGUCUUGCUCGAGCACACUUUGAGAAGCAGCCUCCUUCAAAUCUUCGCAAAUCCAACUUCUUCCACUUCGUUUUAGCGCUAUACGACAGACAAGGACAACCCGUGGAAAUUGAAAGAACUACUUUUGUUGGAUUUAUUGAAAAAGAAAAGGAAUCUACCGGAGAAAAGACCAACAAUGGGAUCCAUUACAGAUUGCAGCUUCUUUACAGCAACGGCAUCAGAACAGAACAGGACUUUUAUGUACGCCUGAUUGACUCCAUGACCAAACAGGUAGGACGUUAUUUCAAAAUCCCCACGGUUCGCUGGUGA
Molecule: messenger RNA, 537 nt
Organism: Sinocyclocheilus rhinocerous
Lineage: Eukaryota; Metazoa; Chordata; Actinopteri; Cypriniformes; Cyprinidae
Product: transcription factor COE1-like
Exons: 4
Coding region: 88-537 (149 amino acids)
Biological process (GO): regulation of DNA-templated transcription
Molecular function (GO): DNA binding
Source: RefSeq, a predicted model, not a curated record